AGCGGCCCGUUUGCUGCAGUGCAAUCGCACACACAAACACACACACACACACGCACACACUCACUCCCCUGUUCUAGCAGCCUGCCUGCGCAGUGACAACAUCGGGACCGAGAGGAGGUUCCUCAGUGACUCAGCACAGUCAAAGGUAGCGAGAUGGCGCAGACCGACCCAAAAGACCCGACGCCCCCGCCGGGGUCGCUGAGUCCGGGCCAGCUGCAGUCCCACUUCAAGAUGGAGCCAAAGACUUUGGGGACCAUCCAGCUGGUCAUCGCGCUGCUGGUCCUGUGCCUGAGCGCGUCCGUCCUCCAGGUCCACGAGAUCCAUUUCACGGCCGACGUGGCGCUCUUCCUCGUCGUGGUCAUUCAGGUCACCUUAUCCGGAUCUGUGUUGAUACACAGUGGGAGGAGGCCCACUCUGUUUUGGGUGAAAUGCGCCCUGGUUCUUCAUCUGAUCAGCGCCGCGUUCGCCACCGCCGCCCUGGGCCUGAUGUCCAAGCACCUCCCGUACAGGCAGGACUCAUACCACUGCGAGCACUGCCGCCGCCUGGAGCUCCACGCCGUGCUACAUUGUUUCAGGAAAUGCACCGAGCUGAUCGAGCAAAAGUGCAAACUGUUGAUUGACGGCAUCCUGGGAACGCUGGUGGUCUUCCUGGUCCUGGAGCUGCUGAUCUGCAUCACCGCCAUGCUCUUCGGACUCACCGUGCUCGCGGCGCGCAGAACCCAGCCUCCAAGUGAGCGACCUCGCUAUCCACAGACUCGCCCGCCGCCGUCUCCGGCUCUUCAGGCUAUCCGGGCAACUGCCCCGGCUGCGGCCGAGCCCAGUGCAUCCCAGCAGGUGGCCGUUGUUGUGACCGAGCCCGACUCGGAUCUGGUGGCAGACCUCGCCACGCCGCCCACUGAACCUCAAGUGGAGCCCAUUUAAACGUUCAUCACACACACAGACACACACUCACUCUCACACUCACACCAUUGUGUAAAUAAAUCCGGAUGCCGCACCUGGUGCUUUUGAACAAUGUGACACCGUUCUUCCCCUGCGAGUCGAGUCAGAUGACAAACGUGAUCGGAAUGUGAGCGAAAACUGCUCACCACGACAUAUAAACUAAAACAUCGAGUCACUAUAUUAGUGUGUUGACGGAAAUAGUGUAUGAUAUGUUAAGCGGUAGGGAAAAUAGCUGGAUGAUGUACAGUGUGUAUGACAUAAUGUAGGCACAUCAGCACUUACAGAUGCACAUAAUACCGUAUUUCUGCAAAUAGUGGCCAGGUGGUGUUUAUUUACUCAUCUGCUGAUUCCAUUAUCUAGCACAUGUGGCAUGUUCAUCUUGGCUUACAAGCAUCACAUAAAAAAAUAGAUCAUUUAUCACGGUUGUGCUGAAUUGUUGUAUACUGUAUCUAUAUACUGUAUAUAUAUUUACUGUAUCUUUUAUCACUAGUCAAUCUGCAUUCCAGGACACACUGUAUAUUGUGUAAAGUGUCAAAUAAAACUUUUCAACCAUAA
Messenger RNA from Phyllopteryx taeniolatus (common seadragon), 1494 nucleotides. RefSeq lists its product as uncharacterized. Lineage: Eukaryota; Metazoa; Chordata; Actinopteri; Syngnathiformes; Syngnathidae. Bases 154 to 921 code for a protein of 255 amino acids. The transcript has 9 exons. The record is from RefSeq and is a predicted model, not a curated record. Gene Ontology annotation, cellular component: membrane.